ACAUUACUCCAUAUUUUAAAUCAGCUUGACGACGGAUUCCAAAAACAAUGGCGAAACAUGUGAUUUCCUCCAAGUUCCUCAGCAGCCACGUCGCUGUAAGCCGUAAAUUCUUCUGCUCCUGCGCACUACCUUCCCCUAGCGCCAUUCAUGAUCCACCCGAAGCUGCAAGCAAAAACCUUCAAGAAGAGUUGCGGAAGCUCCGAAUCCUUCUGCAGCAGAAUCGAUGUGUCAGUGCAAAGAAUAUCCUAGUCAAUCUUGCGCACUCAAACUCUGUCUCCGAGCUUUACAAUGUCUUCUGUGUCCCUGUAGCCGCAUCGACGAAGCCCCUUUUUGCUGACAUGCUUUUCUCCAUUUAUGCCGACUCCAGGCUACUUGAUAAAGCAAGCGAGCUGUAUUCGUUGAUGAGAAAAGAAGGUAAGUUCCCUUCUUUGUCUGAUCUCAAUUCGUUUCUUGAAAUGCUGAACAAUUCGAGACAGUACGAGAAGGUUCUCGAAGUGUUUUCGGAUGCGGUUAAAACAGAUAUGCAGGUCGAUAGUUGCAGUUGCAAUGUAGCUAUACAAUCAGCGGUGAAGCUAGGAGACUUGAGACAGGCACUUCAUGCAAUGGAUUUCAUGAGAAAGUCUGGGUUGCGAAUGGAUUCUUUUGUGUACAAUGUGGUCAUGGGGGGCUUUUGUAAAGAGAGAAGGGUCAGCGAAGCACGGAAGCUGUUUGAUGAGAUGCUCCUAAGAAGAGUGACACCUACCAAGGUGACUUUUAACAUUCUCAUUGAUGGGUACUGUAAAGUGGGGAACUUGAAAGAGGCUUUUAAUGUGAGGGAAAAGAUGAAGAAUGAAAAUGUAAAGCCAAAUCUGAUCACUUUUAACACUUUGCUAAAUGGGCUUUGUAAGACGGGGAGAAUGAAGGAAGCUAACAUGGUGUUGGAAGAAAUGAAGACUUAUGGAUUUGUUCCAGAUGGAUAUACAUACAGUGUACUCUUUGAUGGGCACUCAAGGUGUGCUGAUGUUGAUUCAUCUUUGGCUUUGUUUGAAGAUUUGGUGAAGCAGGGGGUUACAAUGAAUGAGUAUACUAUCAGCAUUUUGUUGAAUGUGUUGUGCAAGAAUGGGAAGAUGGAUAAGGCUGAGCAGAUUCUCAAGCUGUUGAUGCAAAGUAGACAUACCCUUACAGAGGUGAUAUUUAACACAAUUGUCAAUGGCUAUUGCAAGGAAGGCAAUAUGGAGCAGGCGGUUUCAAUUAUUGAAGCAAUGGAGAGUUGUGGAUUGAAGCCAAGUUGUGCAACAUUUAACACAUUAAUCGGUACGAUAUGUAAAUCUGGAAAGAUGGAAGAGGCAGAGGGAUUGCUUAGAAAGAUGGAUGAGAAGCAAGUUUCUCCAACUGUGCAGACAUACAACAUCUUAAUAAAUGGUUACGGUUGUAGACAUCAGUUUGAUAGGUGCUUCGAGAUUCUUGAGGAAAUGGAAAGCAGAGAACUGACGCCCAAUGUUAUAACAUAUGGUUCAUUAAUAAAUUGUUUGUGCAAGGAUGGUAGGCUUCCUGAGGCGGAAGUGGUUGUGAAUGAUAUGCUUGUUAGAGGGGUUAAGCCCAAUGUCCAAAUACAUAAUAUGGUUAUAGAUGGUCACUGCACCCGCGGAAAAAUGGAAGAUGCUUUCCGGGUCUUGGACAAGAUGGUCGGGAAUGACACUGCACCCACAAUUGUAACAUACAAUUCGUUAAUACAUGGCUUAUGUAGAAAUGGAAGGGUUAGGGAUGCUGAGGAAUUAAUCCUAGAGAUUCCAAAAAGAGGUCUAAAUCCUGAUGUUAUUACAUAUAAUUCUUUGAUCUCUGGCUACUCACAUGAAGGGGACACUGCUAAGUGUUUUGAAUGGUAUGAGCAGUUGAAAACAGCUGGUGUUAAACCAACCGUAAACACUUAUCAUCCCCUAAUUAGUGCUUGCAAAAAGAAAGAGAGUGGACUGACUCUAGUUGACAAAAUUGUGCAAGAAAUGUCCGUAAUGAACCUGUCUCCUGAUAGAGUUGUAUAUAAUGAGCUAAUUAAUUGUUAUGCACUUCAUGGAGAGGUUGGAAAAUCAUUUGCGCUACUUGGUGAAAUGGAACAACAAGGAAUUAUUGCUGACAAGGUAACCUGUAAUAGCUUGAUUAUGGGCCACUUGAUGAAGGGAGAGAGUUUAGAAGCACAGAACGUGUUUGAUUGCAUGAAGGCUAAAGGAGUUGUUCCUAAUUCUGACACUUAUAACACUCUGGUUAGUGGACACUGCAAGCUAAAUGACUUCAAUGGAGCACUUAUUUGGUACAGAGAAAUGUUUGAGAAAGGUUUUUUACCAGCUAUCACUAUCUGCAAUGAGCUUAUUUCUGGCCUUAAGGCUGAAGGAAAAUUUGAGGAAGCCAAGAUAAUAUGCUCAGAAAUGAGUGUUAAAGGAUUAGUGGGAUGAGUUAAGCUCAAAUGAGGAUUUCUUGCGUAUAUACUUGCUGGGCUGAAGUCAGCUUGAGUUGAAAUGAGCUGAACUUAAAUGUUUAGUCUAGAAGUGUUCCUCUUCAGCCGGGUGUUUCCAGCCUUUCUAUUCCCAUCAUGGCCUUUCUCUUCAGCCGGGUGUUUCCAGCCUCUCUGCUCCUAUUUCUCACCAGACCGAUAGCCAGGUUAUCAAGGCAGAGCUCUAACUGAAGGUACAAGCCUGAAGUUGAAAGCUAUGAGUUUGGAUUAGUACUUGAGGAGUAGAAGAUACCACUCUUUCAUCCUGUUAUAGAUGGCUAAUGGGUGCCACUUAUAAGUACAUCUUUUAUACCCUCAAUUGCAGAUUUGCAAUUAAUAUCAAGGUGACCUUGUUUGAGGACUUAGAGCCAUAUCGUGGCAUCCUUGGGUAGAUGAGGAGGUGAUGAAAUGCCAACCGAUGAAGAUCAAUAACUCAUUUGAAGUGAUUUUGUUCUUAGCUUUCAGUUUUGUUUGGUUUUAAACUUAAUUAAUUCUUAAUAGGCAUUAAAUGUUCGCGAGCCGUCGAGCUUCAUAUUAUUGAACUCUAUUUAUUGAGUAGUUAUAAAUGACUUAAAGUUGCUAGUUGCUUGUGUAAUUAGGUGACUAAACCUUGUUAUGGAUUCAAGGUACAUAGUAAUACUGGGUGAUUUUUUUCAGAGUAUACUAGGGUGACCUUCAUUGUAAUGAAAUUUAUUGAUGUACAAUUGUACGGAGUAAUAUUACCGUUUGCAUAAUUGCAUUUUACGUAUAACAUACUACCUUUAGCAUUA
Messenger RNA from Cuscuta epithymum, 3234 nucleotides. NCBI's taxonomy places the organism in Eukaryota, Viridiplantae, Streptophyta, Magnoliopsida, Solanales, Convolvulaceae. The record is from the annotation of a GenBank genome assembly.